Messenger RNA from Galeopterus variegatus (Sunda flying lemur), 1412 nucleotides. RefSeq names its product transcription initiation factor TFIID subunit 2-like. The transcript has 5 exons. Gene Ontology annotation, molecular function: chromatin binding; RNA polymerase II general transcription initiation factor activity; transcription cis-regulatory region binding. Gene Ontology annotation, cellular component: transcription factor TFIID complex. NCBI's taxonomy places the organism in Eukaryota, Metazoa, Chordata, Mammalia, Dermoptera, Cynocephalidae. The record is from RefSeq and is a predicted model, not a curated record. Gene Ontology annotation, biological process: transcription initiation at RNA polymerase II promoter. The annotation marks the transcript as partial.
GUUUUAGAACAGUUAAAAAUGUAUGGAUAAAUGCACAGAGUGACUUUUACUUCUUUAUUUUUUACUUCUUAGGUACUUCACAUGACUGGAGGUUACGGUGUGGUGCUGUGGACUUGUACUUUACACUUUUUGGCCUCAGUAGACCUUCCUGUUUACCCUUGCCAGAGCUUGGGUUGGUUCUUAACCUAAAGGAGAAAAAAGCUGUGUUGAAUCCUACCAUAAUUCCAGAGGCUGUAGCAGGCAACCAAGAAGCUGCAAGUAAUCCAAGCAGUCAUGCACAGCUAGUUGGAUUUCAGAACCCUGAAGAUGAUCACCUUGCCAAGGAAGCAUCAUGUAAUAUAUCAGCUCAUCAGCAGGGAGUGAAGAGGAAGGCUGAUACACCACUGGGGUCCCCACUAGAACCUGGUCAAAUACUGGAGAAGAAUGAGGAUAGCAGUAAAGUCAAACUCAAAAUCAGAUUUUCAAAUUCUCAAGAUGAGGAGGAGAUUGAUAUGGACACUGUUCAUGAUAGCCAGGCCUUCAUUUCCCAUCAUUUGAACAUGCUUGAAAGGCCAUCAACUCCAGGGCUCUCUAAAUAUCGGCCAGCUAGCUCCCGGUCUGCUUUAAUACCUCAGCAUUCAUCCGGCUGUGAUGGCACACCCACCACAAAACCCCAGUGGAGUAUGGAACUUGCACGGAAGGGACCAGGUAAAGAACAGUCACCUUUGGAGAUGGGUAUGCUUCCAGUGGCAACGGCUCCACUCUCAGUGUUUACCAAGGAAUCUACAUCCUCUAAACACAGUGACCACCAUCACCACCAUCACCAUGAGCACAAGAAAAAGAAGAAAAAGCACAAGCAUAAGCAUAAACACAAGCAUAAACAUGACAGUAAAGAAAAGGACAAGGAACCUUUCACUUUCUCCAGCCCUGCCAGUGGCAGGUCUAUUCGUUCUCCUUCUCUUUCAGAUUGAGAAGGGGACAAAGAGACCUUUCCUUUCUUAUCCAGAAGAAUGUAUAUAAUUAAAGCUUUGUCCUCUAUGAAGACUAUUAAAAGUGGGGGUGGGAGAGAUGGGAAGAAGAUUUGCCUCUCUCAUAGAAAUUCAGAAUCCAUUUAAGUUCUAAACAUUAGAAAAAUGUGUUUCAUAAUUCUGGAUAAACUAUUCCAUCCCAUUUCCUCCUUAAAACACACACACAGAACAAACUUCUUUUCAUAAAAGCCCUCAUAUCCACUGGCAGUCCCCAUUCACAUCAUGGUCUCCAUGUGUACUGCCAAAGUCAAUUAUGUUUGAAAGCCUUUGAUGGAUGUAAUGGGGCAAAGUUAUGUUUUAAACAGAAGCAACUGCCAAAUCUGUGGUGCAACCACUAUUUCCAGUGAAAUAUUGUAUAACACCAUUUGGAACUACUGAAAAGACAGACUUUUCUAUAGGAUUCUU